Messenger RNA from Drosophila willistoni, 3027 nucleotides. RefSeq names its product Krueppel homolog 1 (gene Kr-h1). Gene Ontology annotation, molecular function: DNA-binding transcription factor activity; RNA polymerase II cis-regulatory region sequence-specific DNA binding. Gene Ontology annotation, biological process: regulation of transcription by RNA polymerase II. The transcript is spliced from 4 exons. The record is from RefSeq and is a predicted model, not a curated record. Lineage: Eukaryota; Metazoa; Arthropoda; Insecta; Diptera; Drosophilidae. Bases 344 to 2902 code for a protein of 852 amino acids.
AAAAACGACAGUUCGACAGUUGACAAAAAGUUCUAAAUUGUUUCAUAAAAAUUGUUCGUCUAGAAACACUUGCCGCUGGUCGAUACGCGUGUGUGGACGAGAACGGUCUAACGGCUCGCACAUUUCAAAAUAAAAACCAGUAAAGAAUAAAGAAACAAAUCAACCCCCCACCAAACAAUCCCCUCCCCCCACAAUUUAGUGUUCAAGUGUUGUCAUCUAUCUGAUGAUUUUGGUGAAAACUUUAUUUGCAACACAUUCAGAGGAUUAAAAAAACGUUCAACAUUCAACUUUUUGUGGAUUUUCUAUAAUUUUUCCAACAUUUUAUGAUUCAUCGACAACCAAUAUGGUUUAUUAUCCUGCUAAUCAAUUGCUCAUAAAAACAGAGCAACCAAGUCAAACGCAAUUCUGUCUGCAAGUGCCGCCGCCAUUGACGGUAACACAAAGUAUUGGAGUGCCCCCCAGCGGACAGCAGGAGCACUAUGAGCUAUUGCAGACGCCGCAACAGCGGCAAAUGCAGUUGCAACAGCAACAGCAACAACAGCAGCAGCAGCAACAACUUCACCACCAGCAACAACAGCAUCUAGCUGGCUAUCAGUUGGCCCAGCAUGAGAGUAUUACAACAACAACAGCGACGCAAAGGAUCAAACAGGAGCAUAAUAUAUCCUAUGGGCAAUUGCGUUUACCAUCAUUACCAGCAGCAACAUCGGCAACAGCAGCAACUGUUGCAUCCCCAGCAGCAACAACAACACCAACACCUACAACAACGGGAGCCAAAGUGGUGGCCACACGCAAACCCAAUCCCAAUAAGCCACAAUUCAAAUGCGAACAAUGUGGCAUGACAUUUGGCAGCAAAUCGGCGCACACUUCCCAUACAAAAUCGCAUGCCAAGAACGCCGAAAUGUCACGAGAUGCCAAUGGCGGAGGAGUUGGAGGUAGCAUGAAUCUAUCAUCAUCGACGAACUCCGCAUCGCCGCCAAUUGAACUGAAUGAGGCAGGUCUGCCAUUGGGCAUACCAAAGAGUCCCAUUAUUAAGCCAUUGGCCAAUGUGGCAGCCGGUUCUGAUCCCUAUCAGUGCAGUGUGUGUCUAAAGACUUUUGCGGUUCCCGCUAGACUGAUCCGUCACUAUCGCACCCAUACGGGUGAACGUCCCUUCGAAUGUGAAUUCUGUCAUAAAUUGUUCAGCGUUAAGGAGAAUCUGCAAGUCCAUCGUCGCAUCCAUACCAAGGAGCGACCCUAUAAAUGUGAUGUCUGUGGACGUGCUUUCGAGCAUUCCGGGAAAUUGCAUCGCCAUAUGCGUAUACAUACGGGUGAACGACCACACAAGUGUUCCGUGUGCGAAAAGACUUUUAUUCAAUCCGGCCAAUUGGUGAUCCAUAUGCGAACCCACACCGGCGAGAAGCCCUACAAAUGCCCCGAGCAGGGCUGCGGCAAAGGAUUUACCUGCUCGAAACAAUUGAAGGUACACUCUCGCACCCAUACGGGUGAGAAGCCGUAUCAUUGUGACAUUUGUUUCCGUGAUUUUGGCUACAAUCAUGUCUUGAAAUUGCAUCGUGUCCAGCAUUAUGGCGCCAAGUGCUACAAAUGCACCAUUUGCGAUGAGACAUUCAAGAAUAAAAAGGAAAUGGAAGCCCACAUCAAGGGACAUGCCAAUGAGAUACCCGACGAUGAGGCAGAAGCGGCAGCUGCAUCGGCCAAUGGAGGUGGGGCGAGCGGAUCAUCUGGUUCGGUGUCGGGCUCAUCGCAAGCCAUCACCAGCACAUCGGAUAGUAGUAACAAUUCACCACCCAGUUCACCACCGGCGAUGGUGGCCAAGAAGCCGCGUCAACCACGUCAGCCCAGAGGAGCCAAAGCAGCAGCCAUUGCCGCUGCCGCCGCCGCUGCUGCCGCCAAUAUUGGUGGUCCUCUAUCGCCCAGCUCGGCAAGCUCAACGUAUUCGCCUCUGAGCAGCAGUCAGGCUUCGCCACCGCCCUCGACAAUUUCUUCCUAUCAGCCUCCACAAUUGGAUACCGAUGCUCAUAGUCGGGAUAGCGGUGUAUCGAGUGCCCAACCACCACAUAGCAACUAUGCGGAUGACGAUUUACCCACAGAUCUGAGCAUGCAACAGCAGCAGCAACAACAGCACCAACAACACCAAAUGUCCUCUCCUCCGCCGCCGCAAAUGGUCUACUAUCAGGAACCAUCCUCUGCAUCUGCAACCAUUAAUCCUGCUCUCCUCGAGGCCGCCAGUAUAGCUCGUUAUCACACUGAAGAAGCUGAAGAUGAGGAUGAUAAAAUCGAUGAUGUUCAUGUGGCCGCCUUGCAAAUGAUGCAAUUAUGCCGUGGUGGACAUGCAGCCAUUAGUCCACCUUCACCUCCCAUGCAACAACAAUUGGUGGCGCCUCAGCAACAUCAACCACAGCAACAUCAACAACAGCAACCAACUUUGCAUGUCAGUGAACUGGCCGCCAACUAUGAUGAUACCCAUGAGGCCAACGAAUUGAUUGAGCACUUCAAAAGAGGAGAUCUGGCCCGUCAUGGACUACACAAGGGUUAUGCCCCAGUGCCGAAAUAUGAAUCUGCCUUGCCGAAUCAAGAUAUUGUACGUCGUGUGGAGGCCGCCAUAGGUCUACGAUCGAGCACUGAGUCACCUGAGCGUAGUUCCUCACCGGAAAGUGAUUCCCUGAUGAUGGCCGAUCGCAAUGUGAUGACUUUGCCUUUGCGUAAACGUAAGCACUACAUGAACAAGGGCGAGGACAUGGAUCACGGGGACACCAUCAAUGCCAGCCAGGGCAAAGUGACUGAAGUCUCUGCCACGGCAACAGGCGGCGGAGCAGCAACAGUUGGCGGGGCGAGCGACAACACGGAUUCAACAUCGAAAGUGAUGCGUUUGAGUUCAGUUAUACAAUUUGCCAAGGCCUCGUAAUAUGUUUGAAGAUGGAAUUGAUUGAGGAUCGAUCAGGAUUGUGGAUUGAUUGAUCAAUCAGCUAAAAGACUGUUCAACAAAUUCUAACUGAAAAAUAAUUUUACUCUUUUUUUUAGUUUUUUCUU